Molecule: messenger RNA, 2206 nt
Organism: Patiria miniata (bat star)
Lineage: Eukaryota; Metazoa; Echinodermata; Asteroidea; Valvatida; Asterinidae
Gene: ubap1
Product: ubiquitin-associated protein 1-like
Exons: 8
Coding region: 334-1917 (527 amino acids)
Biological process (GO): ubiquitin-dependent protein catabolic process via the multivesicular body sorting pathway
Cellular component (GO): ESCRT I complex
Molecular function (GO): ubiquitin binding
Source: RefSeq, a predicted model, not a curated record
UACGUCGCGUGCAGUGAUGUCAUCAUAUACACGUCUAAAAAUAAAUAAUGACACUGCAGAAACUAAAAUGGCUGCCGAAAAUCGUAGAGAAGGAAGCGACACUGGCGAGUGAGGGUAUCGCGAAUGAGUGGUAAGGCCUACGAUAAAUUGAUUCAAGAAAUAAAGUGUCAGUCACUGUAAACAUCAGGUAGAUUGCUUGCAAAUUGCCUAACUAUUCUGUAACUGCUGUUGCAUGAGGAAGUAAAGAACCACCAUUCGGCUACACACACAUCAAAACGGAUUGCCGUUUCACAUGUGAAGUAUCAGUUCUGGGAGGCGAGGAGUGCAGUUGUCAUGGCCUACCACUCCCAGUCGCUGGGACGAUCUCUCUCAGUGACCAGCUUGGAAGGCAUUCAGGUGCGUCUUGGGGAGCGAUUCAGACCCCCAGAAAAAGUUACCUUACCUCCGGGUUACAAGGAACCCAACCCAUCUGCAACACUCAAUGCAACCCAGUACUCCUUUGAGACGGAGCGCACAUUCCUGCAAUUUCUCGACGCCAAGCGAGCCUCAGAUGCAGCCAAGGAGGCAAUCAAGCAACAGGCGAGGGAAGAACAGCGCGCUGCGGCAACAAGCCCUGUCCAGCUCCCUAACGGAAUCUUGCAACCGACCGCUGCAAAAACCAGUAAAUCAGAGCCCAAAAAUCACUCCAUUCCACCAAUGGCGAGCUUGGGCGGUGACAUCAUGAAGCCGGUACCCUUGGCCACCGCUAACACACCCAGCAGUACCAGCAGGCUACCGGCCGGGGCUCCGCACCGCAAUCAGAACUUUGACUUUGCAGAUUUUGAAAACAAUGCUUCGGAUCCCUUCGAGUCAACGGAACUGGAAACAAUCGAUGAUCUUGAGGAGCUUAAGAGCGUGCUUGCUUUUACUCAUGUCCCUGCCCAACCAGGAUCCGUGACUUCUGAACAGCCGCUACGCUCCCCUGAUCAUUCCCUUGACAUGGAGGUUGACUCCUGCCCACCAGAAGUGACAGAAACAGCGACAGUUAGCAUACAGGCCUCAGAAAAACUUGUUUCAUACAAACCGGACAAACCUAAGCCCCCUAGCAAACCGCAGACACUAUCGACUGGGAUGAAUGGACCUAAUUCUCAACUACCCAAGGGCCAAGCCAAUCUGAACCCCUUGCCUCAAUCCCCUGAAGGAAACCCGGACCCUUUCGUACGGAAUCCCCUUCCCCCGAUUAACUCAACUAUAAAUGACAAUGGUUUGGCAUUCAGUCCAGGGGAUGGUGGGCCAUCUCGGUUGAUCGCUAGAGGUCCCACCACGGAUCAUUCGGUUCAGCCCCUUCGUAACAGGUCACCGCCCCCGAGUUAUGACUCUCAGGACUUUACUUCAGCGAGUAACCCCAUGAUUAGUCCCAUGGAUCUCCCUCCGAGUUACCCACAGAGUGUUUCCCUUGAGACAAUCAGCUGUACGCCUCUCCCAGAUCUUGACUUUGAGAAUCUGAGUCGGUACACCCCCCUCCCGCCCUCCCCCCACCAGUCCCGGACAAACUCUGUGGACCACGGCCAAGCCUCGCCGGAUCCGGUCUUUGACGGCAUGAAUUCCGAGGAUAGGAACUUUGUGUUGACGAUUGCGUCGAUGGGGUUCCCUCGAUCCCGUACAGCAAGGGCAGUACGUGAGCUUGGGCACGAUGAUAGACUGGUCGUGGAGUGGCUUUGUGCUGUGGAUCAUCUAUGCAGCAUGGGUUUCCAAGAAGACAAAGUUGAAUUCGCGCUCAAUCUGCAGAACAAUGACCUGAAGAAGGCUGAAGAAUUCCUCCUCCUUAGUCAGCGAUUCGAAGAGUUGGGAUUCAAGUCGGAGGACAUCAAACGGGAGCUGAUAGUCCACGGAAACAACGAGGACAAGGUUCUCAAUGUCUUGACAGCAAAGAGCUGAAAAAAAAGGCCAAAUUGAAACCUCAAAAAUGCAUUUGUACUUUAAAGCAAAGGUUGUCACAAGCUUAAUUUGACUCUCUUAUUUGGCAAAUGUAAAUGCAAAGGCACUUUUUACCUAGACUUACAUCACUUAACCCUAAAUCCCUGAGCAUUUUGUUUAAUAGGGUGCAACCUCAAUCCUGCAAAAAUCUUCCAACUGCCGCCAUGUAAAAAUUGCAUACAGCCUCAAACCUCCAAAAUCCUCCGUUAUUUCUUGAAUGUGGUCCUGGGAGGGGUGACCACUGCCUCAA